AUGAAUGCCAUCAUUUGGAAUGUGAGAGGUGUAGCUAGUGUAGCUACUCGUAGGUGCCUGAAGAAACUUAUACAGCUUCAUCAGGUUUAUCUUCUAGUUCUAUUGGAGCCUUUUGUUCUGCGGCAGAAUUUUGCAUACACACGACGCUAUCUGCGCUUCAACAUGGGAGCUCAGAAUGAAUCGAAUAAGAUCUGGUUUUUCUGGAAUUCGGGGACUAAUGUUACUGUUAUUGUUGAUCAUCCUCAGUUUCUUCACGUUAGAGUUGAGGAUCCCAGACUAGCGCGUGCUAUCUAUUUGACUCCAGUCUAUGCGUCAUGUGAUGCUACUAUUAGGAGAGAUUUGUGGGCGGGUCUUCACCACAUCUCCCUCGAUAUGGACGAUCCUUGGCUAGUUGGAGGAGACUUUAAUGUUAUUACACAUGAUGGAGAGCGCACUGGUCAUAAUACCCGUAAUCGUGGCACUACUGCUUUCUCUGAUAUGAUGUUAGACUGUGGUUUAGAGGAUGCGGGUUUCAUUGGAAACCGAUAUACUUUGACCAAUGGUCGGGUUAGAAAGAGAUUGGAUAGGGUACUUAUUAAUUCUACAACUGCAGCUUUUUGUCGACAGCUUACAGUGAGACACUUGAAUCGGACUUCAUCCGAUCACUCUCCUUUACUGCUUCAGUGGGUUUCUGAUGAUGAUUUGGGGCCUAGACCGUUCAGAUUCCUCAAUCGGGUGCGCGAUACUGAGGUCGGGGUUGAUGAGGCUGAGAUAAUAUAUGAUAGAGAUCCUACACCGGAGAACCGUAACUUACUACAUCAGGCCCAGGCAGUUUUGAACUGGACCUUGUCUAUUGAGGAGGGCUUUUGGAAGCAAAAGGCCGGUUCACGUUGGGCAUGUGAGGGUGAUCACAAUACUCGCUAUUUUCAUGCGAUGGUUCAGGGGCGUAGGAUCAAAUCGCGUAUCAGGUCUAUCAGGACACAGGCAGGGGAGGUGUUAUCUACUCCUACUGAUAUUCAGACCUCGGCUGUUGCUUUCUACCAGGAUCUCUUAUCUGCUCCUCCACAACCCUUGGACCACAUCCAUUCUGAUGUCAUUCCGAGGCUAUUGACGGUGGACGAUAAUCUGGCACUAAAUCGCCCCCCUUUGAUUCAUGAGGUAUGGGAGGCAGUUUUCAGUAUUGAUGCUGACAGUGUCGCUGGUCCGGAUGGCUUCUCAUCCCUAUUCUUCCAGCAUUGCUGGGAUAUCAUUCAGGAGGAUGUUUACAGGGCGGUAUUGGAUUUCUUUGAUGGUGGUCAUCUUCCACGGGGUUUUGCUGCUACUUCUAUUGUCUUGCUACCCAAGAAGGAUGGUGCUUGCAGAUGGAUUGAAUUUAGACCAAUCAGUUUAUGCACAGUGUUCAAUAAGAUUAUUACUAAGCUUUUGAACACUCGGUUGAGUACACUGCUACCGCGCAUUAUUUCCUCUCCACAGAGUGGUUUCAUCCCAGGCCGUCUGUUUGGAGAUAAUGUUUUAUUAGCUCAGGAGCUUCUCUACACUUUGGAUGAUAGAGUGCAAGGGGGAAACACUAUGCUGAAGUUAGACAUGGCUAAAGCAUAUGAUGGCAUGGACUGGGGCUUCAUUUAUUCUGUAUUGGAGGCAUUUGGAUUCAAUCAGAUCUGGAUUGACAGAAUCAGGCAGUGGGUUUCGGAGUGUCGUUUCUCCUUACUCCUAAAUGGCAGCCCAUGUGGUUUCUUUCCCUCCUCACGAGGACUCAGACAGGGUGAUCCUAUCUCCCCAUCCUUGUUCAUCAUUGCAGUAGACUACUUCUCACGCUUGCUCACUCAGAGGUUUCAGCAGUAUCCCAGUAUGUGUUAUCGACAUGGAGGUAGUGCUCUUGUCUCACUCUCUCAUUUGCUGAUGAUAUGA
Messenger RNA from Olea europaea var. sylvestris, 1887 nucleotides. RefSeq lists its product as uncharacterized. NCBI's taxonomy places the organism in Eukaryota, Viridiplantae, Streptophyta, Magnoliopsida, Lamiales, Oleaceae. The record is from RefSeq and is a predicted model, not a curated record. Bases 1 to 1887 code for a protein of 628 amino acids. Gene Ontology annotation, molecular function: catalytic activity. The transcript has 2 exons.